AUGCCUCCCAUGACCCUCUCUACUAUGUCCUGGAUGCUGCUUUCAUGCCUGAUGUUCCUUUCUCGGGUGGAAGGUGAAGUAUCCCAAAAGAAACUGCCUUCUUCACGCAUCACCUGUCCUCAAGGCUCUGUAGCCUAUGGCUCCUAUUGCUAUUCACUGAUUUUGAUACCACAGACCUGGUCUGAUGCAGAACUAUCCUGUCAGAUGCAUUUCUCAGGACACCUGGCAUUUCUGCUCAGUACUGGUGAAAUUACCUUCGUGUCCUCCCUGGUGAAGAACAGUUUGACCACCUACAAAUACAUCUGGAUUGGACUCCAUGAUCCCUCACAUGGUACACUCCCCAAUGGAAGUGGAUGGAAGUGGAGCAGUUCCAAUAUGCUGACCUUCUAUAACUGGGAGAGGAACCCCUCUGUUGCUGCAGACCGUGGUUAUUGUGCAGCUUUGUCUCGGAACUCAGGUUACCAGAUGUGGAGAGAUUAUAAUUGUGAAGUACUACUUCCCUAUGUCUGCAAAUUCAAGGCCUAG
Molecule: messenger RNA, 525 nt
Organism: Cricetulus griseus (Chinese hamster)
Lineage: Eukaryota; Metazoa; Chordata; Mammalia; Rodentia; Cricetidae
Source: RefSeq, a predicted model, not a curated record